AUGAAGCCGGGAAAUCCACUGUCGGGCACACCCGAGGCCAACGUUGAGCCGGAUCACAGCAUCAUCUUGCACGGGCCUGGACCAGGCCUCGAAAUGUCUGAGACCAGUCCCAACGUGGUGGUUGCUGUUGUCCUCAUUCUCCUGAUCAUUCUCGUCGGCGCGCUCAUCUGGAAGGCACGCUCCGUGGCCAAUGAGUUUGCGCGUACCAUGUUUGGCUCCCGCGGGGGUCGAACGCAGGGGGAUUCGGCCGUUUGA
Molecule: messenger RNA, 255 nt
Organism: Neoarthrinium moseri
Lineage: Eukaryota; Fungi; Ascomycota; Sordariomycetes; Amphisphaeriales; Apiosporaceae
Exons: 2
Coding region: 1-255 (84 amino acids)
Source: RefSeq, a predicted model, not a curated record